GAGAUUUUUAUUGACGUGAAAUUCAAUUCAAAUCCAAGUAGUCUAUGUAAAUUAAAUAAUUUUUUUUUGUAAACGUUGAAAUUGUUUUUUUAAAGCACCAGAACAAAAUCUAGUUUCCGAAAUUCUUUCGAUUCUAAUCUUUAGAUACAACUUUCUUAUUUCUUUUAUUUGUAAAGUCAUGUUCAAUGAACGCGUUAAGAAGCCAUAUUAUUUAACUUAAUCAAGACCUGUUUAUCAGUUUAAAACUAGAUCCCAGGAUUUUUCAAGUUUUUCACAACUUUGAUGUCAAUCAAAUCAAAAUGAAACAUAAAUAAUAUUAAAAAUCUGAACUAGAUUCUUCGUAAAACUCGUUUUGAAGCAAUUCAAUUGGAAAUCCUUCCGAAAUUCAAACCUGAUUUCAAGAAUUCUAAAAUUUUAAUGAAAUGUUAGGGCUCCAAAGAAUCGCUGGUGGAUUCUCCACCCGUUGGCUGCGACGUUCUUAUAGUUCGUCGGUUAAAACUGCUACCAUCGGCUCCACCACACCGACAACUUCUUCUUCGGAGGCGCCAACAAGCGCAGACGCAAGUGAAAAGCCUCCCAAAAGUAGAAUUGUCGCAGCAGCUUUUGAAUCUUUGAAGGAAGAUGACAACGCUAAACCAGCAGCUGAACAGGCUGGAACUAGCUCCGCAUCCGCAGCUGCAGUUGCUGCUAACUCGGCAAAGAUCAACAACAUCGACGAACGGAUAUUGAAUGCAAAAACCGUAAACGGUUUGCUGUCGGUGUCGGAGAACAGCACGACAAUCUCACGAAAGCACGCUCUUAAAAUUGUCUCGAUCUUAGCUGAAUGGAGCUCAGCGAAUCGUGUGCGUUUAUCAGAAUUCGAGAACGAUUCUCGAUUUAUUAAGGUGUGUAAAAUUUUGGGCAAAAACUUCCCCAAGAAUGGAAACGUUUUGGCAAAUUCAACAUCAACAUCAACAACCUACAACAACAAUAACAACAGCAACAAACGCAUAUCCGGCUUCCGGACAGAUGAUCUGAAUACGGUACUCGGUGUGGCCGGAGAUGAUGAAGCUGCGAAGCUUAUUGCUAGCAUAAGUGUGCCCCAGAUGGUGAAAGUGAUGAGCACAUUGGCACAACGCAAGCGACGCAGCACACCGCUAUUGCGAUCCUUAGCCUAUAACAUUAGUAGCAGCACUGAUCCGUUAGAUAUCAAGCAAAGUGCUGAUGUUCUUUUCGCUAUGGCGAGCUUAAAUUUCCAAGACUCCGUGUUGGCGGCAAAGAUUUGCUCAGACAUUCAGGCAGUCCUUCCAAAGACCGACAAAUCAGCUGUUGUCGGUUCGGUCCUAACGAGCUUGGGAAUAUUAAAGUACCGAGACUUGGAUGUCUUGGAAGUCCUCACCCAAUGGGUAUUAAAAAAUAGUGAAAUUUGUCGGCCACAGGACUUAAGUGCAUACUUCAUUACUUCAGCCAUCUUAAACUUUCAAAGCACCGCAUCCGAUGAAGUUCGAUCGAAACUUCUUAAAAGCCUAGUCAAAGAAGACUUUACAAAAAAAUACGACUGGUUAAAUCAUGUUUGGGCAUUGGGGCUGCUAAAUUUAGCAGAUUCAUCUCUUAUUGAAUCUGUUCUAAGUGAUAAGUUCAUCGAAGAGUUAGGCACUGAAAUGUCCGGUCUGACCCCAAAUGCAAAAAUGAAACUACUCAACUUGAACAGCAUUGUACAGAUCGAUAAAAAGCAAGUAACUGGUUUACCAAAAGACAGUUCCGUAUUUGAUUUACAAAUAGCUCAUUCAAAAUCCAAACAAAUUCAACUCAAUGCAAUGAUGGACGCUUUAAAGAGCCUCUUGCCAUCGAAUAAUCAUGUCCAACCUCUUGUAAAUACAAGAAUGGGAUUUCUAAUAGAUGCUUUGUGUGCAUUCGAUGCGAAAAGGAAUCCACUGCCAUUGGACAAAGAAAAUCCAAAUUCCAUCAAAGUUGCUUUAAUGUUAGUUGAUUUUCACGACAUCUGCCACGGACCACAUCGAUCAGUUAGCGGCAUCACAAAGCUGAGCUUUGAUUUGUUAGAGAAGAGUGGUCACAAGGUACUACCAGUACCAUACAAUGAAUUUAGUGUAAGUGACAAACUCCUGAAGCGAGUGCAGUAUUUGGAAGGGAAAUUUAAAUCGAUUAUAAGAUUAACAAACUGAAACAAUUGAGUUGUUUAUUAUUUUGGUUCAAAACAAAAAAUGUUCACUCGCCUAGAGGAGGCACAUAAAAACAACAUAUUGUAAUUAUUUUUAAUGUAGUGUUAAAUUUUGUUGAAAACAUAAACCAGAACAAAAUACAACAAACAUAAAAGUUU
Molecule: messenger RNA, 2317 nt
Organism: Eupeodes corollae
Lineage: Eukaryota; Metazoa; Arthropoda; Insecta; Diptera; Syrphidae
Product: FAST kinase domain-containing protein 4
Exons: 7
Coding region: 423-2162 (579 amino acids)
Biological process (GO): regulation of mitochondrial mRNA stability
Source: RefSeq, a predicted model, not a curated record